Messenger RNA from Gossypium arboreum, 1659 nucleotides. Its product is annotated as ethylene-responsive transcription factor WRI1-like. The record is from RefSeq and is a predicted model, not a curated record. Lineage: Eukaryota; Viridiplantae; Streptophyta; Magnoliopsida; Malvales; Malvaceae. The coding region runs from base 159 to 1472 and encodes 437 amino acids. The transcript has 7 exons. Gene Ontology annotation, molecular function: DNA-binding transcription factor activity; DNA binding. Gene Ontology annotation, biological process: regulation of DNA-templated transcription.
UACCCUCUUUUGGUAAACAACUCUUAGCCACCCCCUCCCCCCAUUCACCUAAGCUCACCAUCUUCCAUCAUUACUUAUAUAUAUACAUAUAGAAAGAAAAGGGUUCUUAUUUAUGUUAGCCCUUUUUAAUAUACUUAGUGGGGGGGGAAGAAAAAAAAAUGAAGAGGUCACCGAGUUGUUCUUCUUCUUCUAAUUCAUGCUUUGCAUUGCCAUCACCAUCAUCAUCAUCAUUAUCACCGUCACCGUCUUCGUCAUCAUCAUCAUCUUCAUGUGAGAACCCUCAUGAUCUAUCAGAGAAACCCAAGGCUAAAAGGGCUAGAAAACAUCAAAACACUGAUAAUAAUGCUUGUUUGAACAAUGCUAACAACAAUAGCGGUAGAAGGAGCUCUAUUUACAGAGGAGUCACCAGGCAUAGAUGGACUGGGAGAUUUGAGGCUCACCUUUGGGACAAGAGUUCUUGGAAUAAUGUUCAGAACAAGAAAGGAAGACAAGUUUAUUUAGGGGCUUAUGAUAGUGAGGAGGCAGCGGCUCGAACCUAUGAUCUUGCGGCUCUCAAAUAUUGGGGGGCGGAAACGAUACUGAACUUCCCGAAAGAAAGAUAUGAAAAGGAGAUGGAAGAAAUGAAGAAGGUGACAAAGGAAGAGUACUUGGCGACUCUACGACGUCGCAGCAGUGGGUUUUCUAGAGGAGUUUCUAAGUAUCGUGGGGUAGCUAGGCAUCACCACAAUGGGAGGUGGGAAGCCCGAAUUGGUCGAGUUUUUGGGAACAAAUAUCUCUAUUUAGGGACCUAUAAUACACAAGAGGAAGCAGCAGCAGCAUAUGAUAUGGCAGCAUUGGAGUAUAGGGGGGCCAAUGCCGUGACCAAUUUCGAUAUUAGCCAUUACAUUGAACGUUUGAAGCAGAAAGGAAUUUUGUUAGUAGAUCGAACGGAAGAACAAAUUCCCAACCCCGAUGAAGCUCGACGAGUAGAAUCCAAAGAAAAUGGACCACAGCCGCUGCAGGAGCAGCAAGAACAGCGGGAAAAACAGGAACAAGAAUUGAACCAAGAAGAGGCCGAAAAAUCUCAACAUUUUCAAUACAUGCAAAUGCAGCUUCCUCUAUGCAUUGAUAGUCCGAUGACAACAAUGGCCGGUAUUGAGCCUACUGAUAGUAAUGAACUAGCAUGGAGUUUCUGCAUGGAUUCCGGGUUGACAUCGUUUUUGGUCCCGGACAUCCCUCUCGAUGGAACCGCUGAAUUGCCAAACUUGUUUGAUCAUGAUGCGGGAUUUGAGGAUAACUUCGACUUGAUAUUCGACGUAGGGCCGCCUAACAAAGAAGAGGCUAAUCGGAAAUGCAUGAUGGAUGAAGAUGUGAUUGGAGUCGGUGUUUCCAUGAACGUGGAAGACGAUAAUAGGAAGGAGAGAUUGUCAUCACUGUCUUCAGACUCUCCGUGUUCAUCGACAACCUCGGUUUCUUGUAACUACUCUGUUUAAUGGUUGAUGUUUCGGGUUAAGAGUUUCGGAUAAUUCAGAGUUUGUUGUUGGAAAUAUGUUGUGGGGUGGAUGGAUGCCAAAGAUUUAAAAUAUCUUUGGUUUUUGUUGUUUGUUUUUGUUGUUUUUAAUGCAUUUUCUUCUGUUUAAUUAUAUUGAAAAAAGGAAAAGACAACCUGUUUUUGUUUGA